Penicillium diatomitis is the source of this 228-nucleotide messenger RNA. RefSeq lists its product as uncharacterized. Lineage: Eukaryota; Fungi; Ascomycota; Eurotiomycetes; Eurotiales; Aspergillaceae. The record is from RefSeq and is a predicted model, not a curated record. The transcript has a single exon. The coding region runs from base 1 to 228 and encodes 75 amino acids.
AUGACCCCAGGGGCCCUGAAGAAGGAUGCCUCUUUCGUGGCCCGACGGGCAUCCGCGUUUAUCAAUAUCCACCGAGGCGCCUCCGAUCACACUCUGCACGGCCAAGAAGAGGAGGCCCGGCUGGGCAGUGGAGAGUCAGUGGCCUUGACUCGAAGCUUGCCAGAUUGGCCAGUCUUGGCCCGGCGGGGAAUGGCUUUUCAGGUGGAAGUCAACGUGCAACAACAGUAA